CAACCACGUCAGUGUAGUCCGCUCCAUGGCGGACCGUAAUGUCCCCAGAGCGGCCCAGGGAGGGACCGAGCAAAGUCGCUGAGGCACUCUCACACUCUUCCUGUCCGACCACCUGUUUCUACAGAGGCCGCCGCCACCGCCGACCCCCGCCGCGGGAAUAGCAUGGCUGAGUUCGGAGCCGGACGAGCCUGAAGUGGAAAGAAGCCGGAGCUUCCUCACAAACCCAGCAGCAAGUUGCCCCGACAGAACAAAAGUCGCGUCGACCGAAGGGGGGACAAGCGCUCCAGGAUUUAACACAGCUCCUUUUUAUUUUAGGGACACUUGUUCCGGAGGAAAACAAUGAAAUUCGCAGAGCAUCUUGCGUCCCACAUCACUCCAGAGUGGAGGAAGCAAUAUCUCCAGUAUGAGGCCUUUAAGGAUAUGCUGUACGCUGCCCAGGACCAAGCUCCAUCCAUGGAAGUCGCAGAUGAAGACACGGUGAAGAGAUACUACGCAAAGUUUGAGGAAAGGUUUUUCCAAACGUGUGAAAAGGAGCUUCUCAAAAUCAACACAUUCUAUUCAGAAAAGCUAGCUGAAGCCCAGAGACGGUUUGUGACGCUGCAGUAUGAGUUGCAGAUGUCACUGGAUGCUCAGCGUGAGAACACUGCUCCGCCCGGUCUGCGGAAACGCAAGACCAUGUUCCACCUGUCGCAGGAGGAGCGCUCCCAGCACCACAACAUCAAGGACCUGAAGCUAGCCUUCAGCGAGUUCUACCUCAGCCUCAUCCUUCUGCAAAACUACCAGAACCUGAAUUUUACUGGGUUUCGUAAGAUCCUGAAGAAACAUGACAAGAUCCUGGAUACGACUCGUGGGGCUGACUGGCGGGUGUCUCAAGUGGAGGUGGCACCUUUCUACACCUGCAAAAAGAUCACGCAACUCAUUACCGAGACUGAGACCCUGGUGACUACAGAGCUGGAGGGAGGAGAUCGUCAGAAGGCCAUGAAGAGGUUGAGAGUUCCUCCACUUGGGGCAGCUCAGCCUGCUUUGGCCUGGACAACAUUUCGAGUCGGUCUGUUCUGUGGCUUCUUUGUCAUCCUUGCCAUCGCCUUUGUUCUCACGGGCGCCGUGUUCAUCCGCUACGAGAACGUGUGGCCUCUGGUGCGGAUCUAUCGCGGCGGUUUCCUGUUAAUCCAGUUCCUCUUCCUGUUGGGCAUCAACACCUAUGGAUGGAGACAGUAUGGAGUCAACCACGUCCUCAUUUUUGAGAUUGAUCCCCGGAACAACCUGUCGCACCAACACCUGUUUGAGAUUGCUGGUUUCCUGGGCGUGUUGUGGUGUCUCAGCAUCCUCUCAUGUCUCUACUCUGAGUACAUCUACCUCUCCAUGCAGAUCAACCCUCUGGUUCUUUAUGGCUUCAUGUUGCUCUUUCUCAUCAACCCGUUCAAAACCUGCUACUACAAAUCACGUUUCUGGCUCCUCAAGCUACUGUUUCGUGUGUUCACCGCCCCGUUCCAUCGGGUGGAAUUCGCAGACUUCUGGCUGGCCGAUCAGCUCAACUCUCUGGUGUUUGUUCUCAUGGACAUGGAGUAUCUCUUCUGCUUCUACAUAUUUGAGCUUCAGUGGAGCAACAACAGGGGACUGCUUCCAAAGGAUUUUAAAGACCACAUUUGCCACAGCUACUCGUACGGUCUUCGGGCCAUCAUCCAGUGUCUGCCUGCCUGGUUACGUUUCAUCCAGUGCCUGAGGCGUUACCGCGACACCAAGAGGGCCUUCCCCCACCUCGUGAACGCUGGGAAAUAUUCCACCACCUUCUUCGUCGUCACCUUCGCAGCCCUCUAUGCCACACACAGAGAACAAGGACACCUGGACGCCGACAUGUUCUUCUACCUGCUGAUUGUGUUUUCCAUCAUCAGCUCCCUCUACACGCUGAUCUGGGAUCUGCGUAUGGACUGGGGUCUGUUUGAUCGUGGAGCCGGAGAGAACACUUUCCUGAGAGAAGAAAUAGUUUACCCUCAUAAGGCCUACUAUUACUGUGCCAUCGUAGAGGACGUGAUCCUGCGUUUUGCCUGGACCAUCCAGAUUUCUCUGAUCACAAUGACCAAGAGUCACUCUGUGGGGGACAUCGUAGCUACCGUCCUUGCUCCUCUUGAGGUCUUCAGGCGUUUUGUCUGGAACUUCUUCCGUCUGGAGAACGAGCACCUGAACAACUGCGGCGAGUUCCGUGCGGUGCGCGACAUCUCUGUAGCGCCGCUCAAUGCCGACGACCAGACGCUGCUGGAGCAGAUGAUGGACCAGGAGGACGGCGUUCGAAACCGCUCGGGCAAGAAGACCUGGAAGACGUCUCACAGCUUGUCGCUCCGACGCCCCCUGCUGUCCACCUCACAGUCGAAGAAGGACACAAAGGUGCUGAUUGAUGAUACGGACGACGAGGCCUUCAGCUGAGUCAGCAUCUACACACAUUUAAAUUGCCACACUAUGCUUAUAAAGACCUCCUUUCUCACGCCUCAGCCCUCUCCCUCAUAGUUUAAUACAAGCAUUUAUAACCCGUGUCGUAAACCUGAGGUCCGUCCUCAUCUUUACACAAUUACCUCAUCUAUCCUUGUGAAUAAAGUCGGUCUUUAUAAGUGUAGAAGAAACACCAACACGAAGAGAAAACCCGCUGAAGCACAAGAGCAGUGAAAUAUUGGUACUGCUGAGGAGAGAGCUGAUGAACAGUCACACAGACGGACAGGUGUCAAGAAAAACCUUCAGAUUAUUGCAAGACCAGACCACACUGCCUGGGAUUAUCCUCUGCUUUCUUAAACGGACUUUAUAAGUUUUUUUUUUAUUUCUCUUUUAGUUUUAGUUUUUUUUUCCUUUUAGAUUGGCUGCAGACGACUGUUUACACGCCUUUUAAAAACACCACUACAGGGAGAAGCAAAUCAAAAGACUCAAUGACAGCAUAUCAAAACCAAUCAACUGGUUUCAACUCGUUGAUUCUUUUUUAUACGACUUUUUAUUAUCAUUAUUCUUAUUUAGUUGUAGUGGCAUCGGUGCACGAUCACAACCCUGGAG
Messenger RNA from Austrofundulus limnaeus, 3033 nucleotides. RefSeq names its product xenotropic and polytropic retrovirus receptor 1a (gene xpr1a). The record is from RefSeq and is a predicted model, not a curated record. Gene Ontology annotation, cellular component: Golgi apparatus; cytoplasm; plasma membrane. The transcript has 15 exons. Bases 340 to 2421 code for a protein of 693 amino acids. Gene Ontology annotation, molecular function: inositol hexakisphosphate binding; phosphate transmembrane transporter activity. Gene Ontology annotation, biological process: cellular response to phosphate starvation; phosphate ion transport. Lineage: Eukaryota; Metazoa; Chordata; Actinopteri; Cyprinodontiformes; Rivulidae.